Molecule: messenger RNA, 2190 nt
Organism: Nematocida ausubeli
Lineage: Eukaryota; Fungi; Microsporidia
Exons: 1
Coding region: 1-2190 (729 amino acids)
Biological process (GO): intracellular protein transport; endoplasmic reticulum to Golgi vesicle-mediated transport; COPII-coated vesicle cargo loading
Cellular component (GO): COPII vesicle coat; endoplasmic reticulum exit site
Molecular function (GO): zinc ion binding; GTPase activator activity
Source: RefSeq, a predicted model, not a curated record
AUGGAAGAAGCCAUACGGAGUGUAGAAGAAAAGGAAGGCAUCCGCUUAACGUGGAAUACCUUCUCAAACACAAAAGCCGAAACAGCAAAGAAUAUCAUCCCUCUGGUGUGCCUGUAUAAGCCAAUGCACGGGUAUCACAACAACUCACUGUUGCAGGUAGGGUAUUCUGCGGUUAGGUGCUCAAAGCCAGAGUGCGGGAGUGUUCUGAGCCCAUACUCCUCCUUGGACUUUGGGGCCAAGCAUUGGGGAUGCAUCUUCUGCGGGCGCAUGAACAUGCUGCCACCGCACUACAGAGACAUAACACCAGAGAACCUGCCAUACGAGCUGUUUGGGGAUAGCACAACUGUCUUCUACAAAGGAAACAAGACUGCUGGAUACAAGAGAACAUACUGGUUUGUUGUGGAUGCAUGCAGUUUUGAUGAAGAGAGGCACCUGCUGCUGAAGGACGGUCUGUUGACUGCGCUUGCUGGGAUGAGUGACGAUGACCACAUUGGGAUAAUUCGGUACAGCGCAAACAUUGAGAUAAUUAGCUUGGAGAAUUUGGACGUGCGGAAGGUGCAUGUGUUCCCGGCUGUUGAGUAUACAACAGCAGUGCUUCAGAAGGCCUUUUCCCCAGGGACGGGCACUUCUUCUCCUUUGUUUAAGUUCACGAGGCGAAAGGGAGACUGCUGCGCAUACAUUGAGCAGAUCUUUAAAAACCUUCAGAUAAACUCAUUCCCAGUCCCUGCGGUUGAGAGAGCAAAGAGGUGCACAGGCAGUGCGAUACAACUGGCAAGCACCAUCAUACAGAAUACGUGCGCUGAAGGCACUGGGCACAUGAUAGUCUUUACACAAGGCCCGUGCACAUAUGGACCGGGAACCAUUGCAGCUUUGAGUCUUAAGCAAUCACUUCGAAUUGCAGGAAAGGAUCUUUCCAAGCUAUUUGCAAAGGAGUCAAUAUACGAGACCAUAGCUAGUAGCAUGGGGGCCAAAGGGCAUGUCAUUGACAUUAUAGCUGCUGGAAUUGAUGACUUCGGGUUUGCAGAAAUGAGAAGCCUAAUUGAGAAAACAGCAGGUACAUCUGUGUUUGCCAGAGACUUCAACCCAUACAUCUAUAAAGAGUCAAUAAAAAGAAUGUUCAUGAAGGAUGAUAAAGGACAUGCCAUGCAGCGGGUAUUUGAUGCACGCACAACAGCAAAGGUAACCAAGGGAUACCGCAUAAAGAAUGCAAUAGGACACGGGUUCGAACAAAACACAGACAAAAAGCAAAAUUAUGUCUGGAAGCAGGGAAGCUUGUUUGACCGGUCAACAAGUGCUUUGGUUUUUGAGCAGAUAGAGGAUGCGCCUGCAGGAGCAUCUGUGCACAUGCAAAUAUGCACGCGGUUUAUAGAUAGCACCGGAGAGGCAUUUGAAAGAGUAACAACAAUUGCCAGGGCAUUUGGAAACUCGUCAAAUAUAAACCAGAUAAUUACUGGAUUUGACCAGGAAGCAGCGUGCGUCUACAAGGCAAAGGAGCUCUCCAUCAAUGCAGACAACGGAGAUGGAAUCGAUGUAAUAAGGCAGGCAGACAGGUGUCUGAUCAGGUUUAUGCAAAGGUUCUGCACAUUUGAGAAGGACAGUGCCAGCUCAAUUCGAGUGCCAGGGACUGUUUCUUUCUUCCCGGAGUUUCUGUUCUUCCUGAGAAGGCUUCCUGCUCUGCACACAGACGGGCUGAGCUUGGAUGAGGUGGCGUACCAGCGGGCAAUUCUUCUGAACGAAGACUCUCCAUCUACUAUGUGUAUUAUAAGGCCGCCCCUGGUUGCCUUCCACUAUACAGGAGAGAGGUACCCAGUUGAGCUGGACUCCAGGUCUCUCAAGUCUGAUGUGGCUUUGCUUGUGGACACAUUCCACGACGUAGCCAUAUGGUAUGGAGAAAACAUAGCAGCCUGGGUGAAGUCUGGCAUAAAAGAUGAUCCUGAGUACUGGUUCUUCAAGGACAUGCUUGAGUCUCUGGAGAAGGAGGCCAAGGCAAUUGUUGACAAGCGCCUUCCAGUUCCUAAGCUCACAAAGUGCGACCAGUACAGCUCGCAGGAAAGAAUUCUUCUGUGUAAAGUAAACCCUGCCUCGUCUGUGGCCAACAGCAUGUCUGGAGAAGGCCAGACAAUUGUAACAGAAGACAUCGACUUUGCCAGAUUCUAUGAAUACUUGAUAAAACUUGUAGUGGCUUCAUAA